ACUAUCAAAUAAUAAGUGCAUCAUCCAUCCAAUCCAGACGUCUUUUUUCAGUCCGCUGUUUUCUGUCAUUUUAUACAAUCGUAACUAUGUGGUAAUUAUAUUUAUUUUCGUGGAAAACAUGUACAGAGACUAUUGUGUAAUAAAGUAACGAUAGUAAUGUGUUGACAAGUGCGGAAGAUCUUGGUGUUAGCAGAAUAAUCGUUCCAGGGAUGGGGAAAUCAUCAAGCAAUAUUACUAAAUGCGAUUGUAGCACAAAGACAUUGUAGAACCACAGUAAAGUCAUCUGAUAUGAGUGUGCUUCUUGUGAGAUUGUGAUCGUAGUAGUAGCGAUGGAUUCGCUCCAUGUUCACCACAGUAAGGGCUCGAGUAGGAGUCAGUCGCCGUCAACCGCCGACCUCGCCAGGGACCCGUCUGUCGUCACCGAUGACGUCAUCAGAUCCAGAGUUCAGUCACCCUCCACCGCGCACCAUGUUGUCAGUGAGCCGUCAUCGAACUCAUCUUCGCGUCACAGCGAGCGUGGCGCUCACCACGUCAAGUCGCACUCCAGAGAUCUGGGCAAUAGCCAGGUCGCCGGCACAGCUAAUACUUCCAGAGAUUUGGAAGACUCGCCGCAGAAGAAAAACGUAUCCAAUCUGUUGCCGUCGGUUGACUACACCUGCCCAGUGUACAGCCCCAACGUGUCAUACGCUAUGUCCUCCGCUGAUGAGUACGGAUCACCCGCUUAUAGAGCCCAAGAUAGCGAUUAUUCUAAUCAAGAUGACUACGACAGCAGUGGGAAUGCAACGUCAGCGAAAGCUCUGGCCGCCAUAGCGCACCUCAACAGUAAGAUUGAACGCACCAAAGAUCUCAUACGACUGGAACAGACAAACAGAGAUGAGAACGUGAAUGAAUACCUGAAGUUGGCUGCGAACGCGGACAAGCAGCAGCUGCAGCGCAUCAAGGCGGUGUUCGAGAAGAAGAACCAGAAGAGCGCGCUUUGUAUCGCGCAGCUGCAGAAGAAACUAGAAGGUUACAAUAAAAGAAUCAAAAACUGGGAGCAAUACGGCACAAGCGGACAAGCGCACAGACAACCGCGUGAAGUUCUGCGUGAUAUGGGACAAGGCUUGAAGAACGUGGGCGGCAACAUACGGGACGGCAUCACCGGUCUGGGCGGCAGUGUGAUGGCGGCGCCGCGGGAGUUCGCACAUCUCUUCUCGCGCUCCAACAGAUUCGGAUCAGCGGACAACAUCGCACAGCUCGCCGAGAACACGGGUACUUCGAACGCGUCGUCGGAAGGUUCGCGUGCGUCGGAGGCGGGCGAGGCGGCGCCGCGCGGCUCCACGCUGCCCCGCGCCGCCACAUCGCCCGCGCCCAAGUUCUCGCCUGACGCCUCGCCCAGCUCCUCUGUCACCAGUGAAGGCGCGCCUUAUCAAACGCAACCGGGUACAAACAACAUGUCAGAAGCUACAUUCUCUAUCAAGCCGAUACUGAACGAGCUGCGCGAGCGCAGAGAGGACUACGAGCGGCUGGCGGAGAAGAUGGAAGCGCUUAAGAAUCUAUCGCAAGAGGUAUCAUUCCUGUCGGCGGCGCUGCAGGAGGAGCGGUUCAAGACGGAACGACUUGAAGAACAAAUCAAUGAUCUCACUGAACUGCAUCAGAAUGAGGUGGAGAACCUGAAGCAGGCGCUGACGGACGUGGAGGAAAAGGUGCAGUACCAGAGCGAGGAGCGCAUACGCGAUAUACACGAGGCCCUCGACCUCUGCCAGACAAAAAUCGGCAAGUUGGAGCAGUGGGCAGCGGGUGGUGGGGGUGGAGCAGGCGGUGGCGGCGGCGCGGGGGACGCAGGCGGUGCGGCGGCGCUCCCCCCGCGCCUGCUGCUUGUCAAGCUGCUCAACGUGGCGCUCACGUUAUUGCAGUUAGUCCUGCUGCUCGUCGCCACCGUCGCCGGAGUCACCAUGCCCUUCCUCAGGACCAGGGUGCGAGUUCUAACAACAAGUGUAGCGUUAAUGGUUGGUGUAAUGGUAUUAAAGCAGUGGCCCGAAGUGACCCAGCUGUCGGACCACCUGGUGGCGCGGCUCAAGGAGUACCUGCUGGAUAAGCACCACGACAGGUAUGAAUGCAAAUCGUUGUGUGGUUGAAACUAUACAAAGUUUUGCUGUGAAAAUGUUCGUGAUAUAUCGAAAUUUUAUCAUUAUAUUUUGAUGAAAUUUAAAAUAAAUAAAAUAUGAUUGGCAAUUGAUCAGUGAAAGACUGGAUCGGUUCGGGUGAGAGUGAACUUAACUCGGCUGCAGUUUUUUUUAAUGGAAAAUAUUCCAUUUCGAAUACGAAAUAAUCCAAUGUUUUUAAUAUGAGGCGAUAAUAAUAUUAUCUUUAUAUUUGAAUUUAAUUUUAAUAAAAAAGAUGUCACGUGAUACUUAUCAUGUUGGCAGGUCAAUUACUUGCUAAAAAGGGGCUAUAUUAAAAAAAAUACAUUUUGAUCUCAAGGAAGUAACCUUCAGUUAGGCGUUGAUAGUUUUAGUAAAGAGGGCGAAGAUUAGUUUAUAUUUAAUAGGAAACAUUUUUCUGUUCUAGUUAUGACAUUCAAAAUAUGUAGUCAAAAUUAUGAUUCUAUAAUUUUCAUUUUAAAAAAGGCUGUGCCGAGUUAUGUUUGAAUCUUGCCUUUAUUAUAUUAAUCAAACUUUGGUGAAGCUUGAAAUUUUUUGUUACAAGAUAAUUAUAUCUUAUCCGAAAAAAAAUCGAAAUUAGUCAUUUUUUAAUUGAUGAGACGAAUCAAAAUCCUACUUCAAUAUUGAAUUAACACCUUGUAUUUCCACUAUUGAAAUAAUUGUAAAAAAACCUUUAAUGUUUGUACACGCGUAAGACCCAUUGUUAAAGUUUAGGAAGGCGGUUUAUUUCUCUUUGAGAAAGCAAAGGAAAUAAAUGGAAUUUCAUGGCACCAAGAUGUGAAUUAUAGUGAAACCUGGAUAAUCCGAGAGUCCGAGUGAUCGCGAUAUUUUCUCGCGAAUAGUUUUUAAGCUAUUGAAGUCGGCGUUGCCACCAAACAAUCUCUCUCGCUUACUCAGGUUCUACUGUAUUACCAAUUCUAAUAUUUUCAAUUUCUAAUUAAUGAUAUUAUCCGAAGAGUUUGAAAUUGUAAAAGUACAAUAUUAUUUGGGAUUUAUUUGUUAUUAAAAUUAAAUUUGAACUAAUUUUUUAAGUAAAGUAAAUUAAUUUAUCAAUUUAUCGGCGAAAUAGCCUUAAAACUGUGUAUAACUAUAGCAAUAAUAUUAUUAAGUUUGGACAGUUGUAAAUAUUGAUAUGUGAGUGGGUCCAUUUGUUUUUAAUAAUAUUUAACGUAGAAUUUCACUGCACUCUUGUUAAAUAGAUUGUCGUCUCUAUCCAAAGAGAAUGAAAGAGAUAGCAAUAUUACGCAAAUGUUUCGGUGGAAUUGUACGGUAAUAAUGUUCUCGUAAUUUUAAAGAUUUUUUUUUCAUUAUUUUAGAAGUUUCAAUUUGAAUUUGCAUCUCGAAUUGCUUUAGCGUCGUAAUUGUUGGCGGGUGAAGGUUUAUAGGAAUGUUAUAUAUAUAUGAAGUUGUGUAUAUAAUUGUUGUAGAAAAUGAGAGUGUUUGCAUAUUACUGUGGGUUUCCACUGCGGAAUAAUUCG
This is a messenger RNA of Papilio xuthus (Asian swallowtail), 3622 nucleotides long. RefSeq names its product transmembrane and coiled-coil domain 2 protein Dmtn (gene Dmtn). The record is from RefSeq and is a predicted model, not a curated record. Gene Ontology annotation, cellular component: endomembrane system. NCBI's taxonomy places the organism in Eukaryota, Metazoa, Arthropoda, Insecta, Lepidoptera, Papilionidae. The transcript is spliced from 17 exons. Bases 330 to 2117 code for a protein of 595 amino acids.